UUCAACAAAAUACAUAUAUCACAAAUAAAAAUGUUCUUUUUUAAAUCAUUUGUUAUAAGUAUUGUACUCCUACUUAUAAGUUUUAUAUGUGAAAUAGUUACAUUGGAAAAUAAUGAGUGCAACAAAAUUAUUAUUGAGGGCGGAGAGCAGGCGCUUCUACAACUAUUUAACGAUUUUAAAGAAAUAAAAACAACUAUGCAAGAUUUGAAGGCACAAUUUGAAGAUAAUCAAGAAAUUAAUGAAACCAAAAAUAAAGAUUUGCCAAUGUUUGAUAUACGUGUCGAUACUUUACCCAAAAAAUGCCAACGUGAUGCACUGCCCAAAGAUUGUGCUGAGGCCACAGCAUGUACUCAUCGCAGUGGAUUUUAUAAAAUCCAAAUUCCACCCUACACUGAGCCGCCAUUUUACGUUGAAUGUGAUGCCAAAACCGAAGAUGGCGACUGGAUUGUUAUACAAAGACGUCAAGAUGGUUCCGUUGAUUUUUAUCGCGAUUGGAAUGAGUAUGAACAGGGUUUUGGUGACAUAGAUGGUGAAUUCUUUAUCGGUUUGCAUAAGUUGUAUGCUCUGACCAACAACAAUGGUCCGCAAGAGUUGAUGGUCGUAAUGGAAGAUGUGAAUCUGAAGACGGCCUAUGCCAAAUAUGAUGCCUUCGCAAUUGCCAAUGCCUCGGAAAUGUACAAAUUAAAGAAAUUGGGAAGAUAUUCGGGCACAGCGGGUGAUUCCUUGCAGCAGUCGGUCGGUUUUAAAUUCACCACGAAGGAUCGUGAUAACGAUAACAGUAAUGAAAAUUGCGCCGUUGCUUAUAUAGGAGCAUGGUGGUAUAAUGCCUGUCAUUGGAGCAAUCUAAAUGGUCAAUAUGGUAAUAAUGAAUUUGGCAAAGGUGUGAAUUGGAAAACAUUUAGUACUUAUACUGCUUCGCUGAAAUUUGACAAAAUGAUGAUACGCCGACGUAGAGUUUAGUUGAUCUGAAUAAUCAAUGGUUUAUCUUUAUUCAAUUUGUUUUUAAAAUUAAAUUAUGUAACUAACUCGAUCGGUUUAACAUUUUUAUAAAACUUAUAAGAU
Molecule: messenger RNA, 1062 nt
Organism: Calliphora vicina (urban bluebottle blowfly)
Lineage: Eukaryota; Metazoa; Arthropoda; Insecta; Diptera; Calliphoridae
Product: fibrinogen C domain-containing protein 1-like
Exons: 6
Coding region: 31-960 (309 amino acids)
Source: RefSeq, a predicted model, not a curated record